ACCCCGCUCAGUUAUUUAUUAGCAUAGUACGCUCCCUCACCAACUCAGAAUUCGUCAAGACCUUGCCACAGAUAGACGUUAACCUCGGUUUAUACAUGAGAUAAAGGAUAUUCAAAACACAUCUGUUGGGCCGUUGUCAUGUAAAUGAUUUGGACAGCUUCUGUGUAAUGUGAAAGAAUACUUAGGUCUUCUCUUCAAACUCCCCCAAUUAAUAGCCCACUUACCUGCAUAAUAUAAAAUGAGAUCAGAGGAAACAUCAGGCACAGUCCUGCACAGACUGAUUCAAGAACAACUUCGCUAUGGAAACCCCACAGACACUCGCACCCUCCUGGCCAUCCAACAGCAGGCUCUGCGGAGGGGAGGAGACAGUGGAGGUGGAGGUGCUGGCAGUUCUCAGUCCUCCUCUGAGAGCCUCUCCCAGGACGAUCCACAAUAUCCCCAGCUCUCUGCCCGUCAGGAGCCCCAGGGCCAGGAGCACAAGGCGGACUACCAGCAUUCAGAGGGCUACUGGCUGUACCCUCACCCCCAUCAUGAGCAGCUACCCACCUAUGAGCAGGCCAGAGCACAGUCGCAGUACUUGACCUCUCAGUGGUUCCAGGGUAGGCAUUCUAGCAAGGCCUGCUCUCUGGAGGAGAACCUGAGUGGCCCACCGAUCCAUAACCAUUUGAGCUGGGAUGGGGACAUUGGCCACUCUAGGUCACUAAGUGAGCGGCUAAUGCAGCUCUCACUGCAGCACAAAACGAGCAGCGCCGUCCCAGUAGAAUCGCCACCUGCCACCUGCUCCUGGAGCUACCGGCAGAUGAGCAAUUGCCACGCUAUCCCACACAUGUCACAAACCAAUCUGGAGUCCAAGAAUGAACACAGCCGCCGGCCCCAGGAGACUACGCUCCACCGUGCUCCGGAGUAUGAGCAUUUCCACAGCACGCCUCCACCGCCCUUCCACUCCCCACACCACAGGCUCGUUCCACUUGUGCCAUCACCAGAAGCCCACCAUGUGCUCUCUACUGCGCCCCCUGCUGGUAUGGAGGUCUUAACAAUUAGCUACAACCAGAUGGAACUGCUAAUGAAGGAGAAUGAAAGACUGAGGCAGGAGUUAGAGGGCCAUGAAGAGAAGGCCAUUAGGAUUCAAAAGCUGGAGCAGGAGAUCCAGAGGAUCUCAGAGGCCUAUGACACUCUGAGGGAGAGCUGUGUGAAGAGGGAGGCCUUGGAACAAGCCCUCCGGAACAAGCUGAUGGCAGAGGUGAGGAGGCUCCAGGAGCUCAACGCAGAUCUGAGAGACAACGGCAUUCAGGCAGCAAAAGAUGAGGAACGUGCUGACCAGAACCAGCACAUCAUGGCCAAGCUCUGUGAGCAGAACCAGGAGCAGCAGUUGCGAUGUGAACAACUAGAGAAGGAGGCACAACUCCUGCAUGGAGAAGUGGAGGUGCAGCUCCGGCGGGCCGAUGCCCUGCAGACAGCGCUGAGCUCUGCGCAGUCUGGCACCCGGCAGCUGCAGGCUGAGCUGCAGAGGAAGAACGCAUACGUGGAGCGGGUGGAGCGCCUGCAGGGUGUGCUGGCUCAGCUGCAGGCCACUUGCAAGAAGAGAGAGGGACUCGAGCAGCGUCUUCGAACCCGGCUGGAGCAGGAGCUGCGCAGUCUUCGAAACCAGCAGCGACAGGCCCAGGCAUAUCCAGCCAGUGGCCCUGCAUCCUCAGUGACUGCCCUGCUGGAGCGUCUGAGGGAACGAGAGGAAAGGAUUUUGGCCCUGGAGGCUGACAUGAUGCGCUGGGAGCAGAAAUACCUGGAGGAGAGCACCAUGAGGGAAUUUGCAAUGGAUGUAGCUGCCACUGCUGCUGCUCAGAGAGACACCAACAUGAUCAACCACUCACCCGGUCAUUCAUCCAAGAACAGUUUCAGUGAUGAUCUGCCCCAUGCUGAGCUCAGGAACCAGGAAGUGGAGAACAGGAUACAUGCUCUGUAUGGACAGAUCCAGGAAAAGGAUGCUCUGAUUAGCUAUCUUCAGCAGCGACUCCAGCAGGAUCAAGAAAAGAGUGAGGUGGUAGAGGUUGUGUCAGCUCUCAGCCCCACCCCCUCUGCUGGCACAAGCCCCACCCAAGAUAAAGAAUCUAUCCAGCAGCAGUGCCCUGAGGCUGUGGGCCCUUUCAAAGGUCUGGACACCCUGGAAGCUGAGGCAGUGGAAAUCUUCAUAUGAGCUCAGAUGCAUGGCUUCUGUUCUACAAGAGAUAUACUACAAAAGGAGCUCUGGAAGGCAACACAUAAGUACUGUCAGACUUCUGCUCAUGAUCAUGAACUCAUAGAGACAAUGGUCACACAAAACAACAGCUUGCCACUCCAGAGAGGGCAGGAAUGCAGUCGUUCUGGAUGACAGCUAUUUGGAGGAUCCAAAGCUAUGCUAUGGACAGCUCUCUAAAUGAAUGUAAUGCUCAAGCAGGUCUUUGGGUCCUGAAAGAGUGAAGUUCUGUGAAUGUGAAUACUUCAGGGUACUUUUGCAGUAUUGCAGUUCUACGAUUUAGGGCAGGUGCUGCGGACCGAGUGCAGGUCUGCACAGCCACUGAAAUCCUCGGUCUCAAGUCAUUAAUUUGGCAUCUUGUCACAUGUCAAAACAUCUGUUGCACAGGAAGACGCAUAUGAAUGCAUCAUGUAUUUAAUAGGACCAUCCAGAUCUGUUCCACUCCCUCACUCCUUUUAUCCCUUUGUUGAGAAGAAUCUCUUUUCUAAGAAUCUCCUUCUCUUUCCUUUUGGGGUUAUGAGCCAUUUUUCUUUUUCUUACCAUGGCAUUGUUGAUCUCACCACAUUGCUAUUCUAUUGAAUUUCUCCCAGAGGUGGAGAGAGUUGUGGAGUUUUAUAGCUCCACCUUUAGUGCAUAUUAUAAAUGGCAAGCAUUCUUACUUCUUUCUUUCUCCUUUAAGCACCAUUGAAAAUUGGACAAACAGACAAAGACAUUCUCUUACAUUCUUUUUGUAGAGCACAAGAGGCCCCACUAUUGUCUAAAGGAAUGCCAUGUUUAGCGUGCCUGGAUUCAUACAGUAGAUGACGGACUAUUGGAAUGAGACGUAGCACUUGAGGAGAAAGUGAAAUCUAUGUGCCAGUUGUGUAGACCCAGAUUAAAUUCAAAAGAAUUUCCAAAGGUGAUUUACCACUACAACAGCAAUUUAGUCUAAGACUAGGUUUAAUGUAUGUCUUUAAUGUAUAUAUUAUAAUGCAUUUGUCUUUCUUUCUUUUGUCCUUAAAUUUAUCUCGUAGUGUAUCUGCUGGUCAGUGUGCUGUUGGGAGACUUUUUAAAGCUAUGUAAUCUAUUUCUGUAUUUUUAUUUUUUAAAGUUACCAUGUUUUGAAAUAAAGCCUUAAUAUAUUUGGUAAGAAAUAAAGCCCUUAUAAGAAUGGAAUAUACAGCCAAUGACUUAAUGCCAAAGACUUUAGCAUUUCAGUAAAGACAACUCCAAACUAUGGCUUUGCGUAUUAAACCAAAGGUUGACCUCUGAUGUGUGAAAGAUGUGAACGUUCUGGAACAUUUCACAAAUAUGUUAAAAAAAUAAA
Electrophorus electricus (electric eel) is the source of this 3536-nucleotide messenger RNA. RefSeq names its product angiomotin like 2b (gene amotl2b). Lineage: Eukaryota; Metazoa; Chordata; Actinopteri; Gymnotiformes; Gymnotidae. Gene Ontology annotation, biological process: regulation of cell migration; actin cytoskeleton organization; angiogenesis. The record is from RefSeq and is a predicted model, not a curated record. Gene Ontology annotation, cellular component: cytoplasmic vesicle; plasma membrane; bicellular tight junction.